GAAGAGGUGUGGAUCGGCCUGUAUAGAGGUUGGGGGUGGUCCGACCAGAGUGGCUCAACCUUCAGAAACUGGAUGGCAGCCGAGCCAAACGGGGCAAAUGAAGAGCUCUGUGUGGAAGUUCUGUUCCCAUCUGGAGAGUGGAAUGAUAACCCUUCUACCACCAAACAUCCUUUUAUCUGCUAUGAUGAUAAGCUGGUCCUGGUCUCAGAGAACAAGACGUGGUCAGAAGCCCUCUGGUACUGCAGAGGCCUGAACAUGGAGCUGGUGUCUGUCCACAACCACAGCAUCCAGCACUGGGUCAAACAGGAAGCCAAGAAUGCCUCCAGUCCCUACGUCUGGCUGGGCCUGAGGUACACCUGCACCCUGAACUUCUGGUUCUGGGUCAAUGGAGAAGAGUCCUGCUACCACAACUGGGCCGACGGGGAGGGCUACAACACCAGCAAGGAGCAGUCUGGGAACACGGGGGCCAUAGAGAGAGACGGGGGGAAGUGGGUCGGCCUGCCUGAGACUGACAAAUUCAACUUCAUCUGCAGCAAGAGUGAUGGUCAGAUUUAA
Salvelinus namaycush (lake trout) is the source of this 555-nucleotide messenger RNA. Its product is annotated as macrophage mannose receptor 1-like. The record is from RefSeq and is a predicted model, not a curated record. The coding region runs from base 73 to 555 and encodes 160 amino acids. Lineage: Eukaryota; Metazoa; Chordata; Actinopteri; Salmoniformes; Salmonidae. The transcript is spliced from 2 exons.